Messenger RNA from Venturia canescens, 3609 nucleotides. Its product is annotated as protein Star-like. NCBI's taxonomy places the organism in Eukaryota, Metazoa, Arthropoda, Insecta, Hymenoptera, Ichneumonidae. Bases 1469 to 2416 code for a protein of 315 amino acids. The transcript is spliced from 7 exons. The record is from RefSeq and is a predicted model, not a curated record.
AUGAGAAAGAGACUACAGUCACGUACUGAGCAAGGGUAACGGAGGAAGGAUAGAUCAAAACCACGAAGCUCUUCCGGCGCUCUAGCACGAGUCGCGUCCAGCUCAAUUCUUCCUCGAUCUCCUUUCGAAAACACAACAAAGAAUAAUGUACGAAAUAAAAAUAUUUUUUAUCUCUCGGUAAAAAUUGAAGAAAAAAAAUGUCAGUGGAGGUCUAAAUCCAAAUGGAAUUGACCGAUUAAUGAAACGGUGUACAUGUACAGCGAGUAUGUCAAAGCCUUCGUCGAGCACUUCCGGUCUCUAAUACAGUGAGAGACGCACUUCAUGGUAUAUUUAUAUUACUAUUUCGCCCAUUCGAAUGUGCGUACACAUUUUAACGAAUUCGGUUUUCGGAGUGUGCACCCCCGACUGAACAAUACUUUUUGAAAAACUAAUAUUUUUGUUGGAACAAUGUGAAAAAACAGCUGUAAAAAUAAAGUGAAAUAAAUAAGAGUAUUACACGUGUGGAAUGGUGAAUUAUUGUACAAUCGCGUGUGAAGUGCAAGCAAAACUUUCACUCGUCAUGUUUGAACUGUGAAUUUUUUGCUGUCGGUUGAACACAGUGCACCAUUGCGGUGAUACUCUACGAACUAUUUUAUAAUUCGUCCGCCGCGUUCGCUGGUACACUGAGAGAGCGAGAAAGAGAUAAGACAACUCGGACCACAGACGACGCGUCUUCGUCUCGGGUCUCGGGGGUCUCGAGAGAGUUUAAUACCCCGGCGCGUUAGAAUACACACGCAUAAGACGCGUCGUAUCUAUACAUAUACAGGGACGAACGGGACGCGAGUGUUCUCACUUUGUACAACACUGUAAACAAUAAAACUGUGCGUGGUGAACGAAAGAGCGGACGAGGAGACGGUAUGAAAACGAAAAUAAAAAGUAAAAGAAGAGCGGCACUAAACGAAUACGGAUAUUCGAUGUGUGGAAUAAGAGACAGUGGAAAGGAUACAUGUGUAUGUGUUAAGAGGUAGAAAGAGAGAGAAACAUAAGAAAAAGUGGAAGGGAGAAACGAACAAAUCCAAUAGCCGAGCUUCGUCAUCCCAAGCAUUCUUUCCCUUUCCCUCUCUCUUUCUCUCUUUUGUACCGCGUGGUAGACGGAGGAAAAUGCCGACGAAAUAUCCGAAGCUGACAACGUCCAGUUCCUUUACGUGACUCGUCUCUCGCUUCACCAUAUUUUCAUGGAAAGAAAUUCCGAAUUUUCUUACCCGAAUUAUCAUCCGCGUUGUUAAUAUGUCUCAUCGGCACCAAACGCGUUUUAUCGAACAGUGAGAAAAACAUUGGUUGUGAUCAUUGUUGCGGCUUACUCGCCGGAUAUUUUGUUCAAUUGUGCGGCGAUAUCGAUCGGUCAAGAUCGAUAAACAACGAUACCAACGUGGAUCGGUGCAUCAUAUCAGUUAUCAAGCUGGACUCGUCCAAGGGAUUCGAAGCAAAAAUGGCCGGUGCAGUCGGUCCCAACGUUGUGCCAAUCGCACCAACGUCCGUGGUCACCUCGUCCGCGGCAGGAACGAAUCUCACCAACAAAAAAUCGUGGUGGAGGAGACUCGCGCCUUGUCUCGCCUUCUUGGCUGCUUUUUCAACCGCAAUGGCCCUCCUCCUCGUCUGGAGCGAGGCAGCUGCCUUGAGGAGACAGGCGUUCGAUGCAAACAUGACCAGGGAUUACGUACUUCACAGCGUUUCUAUGGACGACCCUCAAUUAAUUGCUUAUAUACGACAGGUCCAAUUAAUACCAACGACGCGUCAGGAUCCCCCGAACGCGACCCAGACCGCUGAGGAGAAUUACGUCGCCGGUUUAUUCAAGGGAAAACGUGACGGAGUCUAUCUGGAAUAUAUUAGUAGAGCCGGAGCACCUUCCACAACUUCGUGGCUCGAAUCGACUUACGACUGGCGCGGGGUUCUCGUGCUGACGGAUUUUCACAGCUUCUUCGAAGCCCGGAAAAGCAGCAGGCACCGGAAAACUCGAGUUCUUCACGCCUGUCUCAGUACCGACAAGGACACGAAGGAGAUAACUUAUCAUCAAGAAUCGGAGGUUCAAGUCACUAAGCUCGGCGAAGGUCCCAACAGUCUCGUCUCGUCGGACGACGGCCUUCCUACCACGAGACUCAAGUGUUUUCCGCUUUACAGUGUUUUACUUGCGUACAACGCAACGAAUUUGGAUUAUUUGAGUUUGGAUAGCCCCGACGCCCCGGAUGGCCAGGUUCUCGAUACAAUACCGUGGGAAAAGAUAAGAAUAUCCGUAGUUUCGAUACGAUGGGGAUCGCAUCGGAGCGAGUCGGAUACGAAAAAUUUGGUGGAAAAACUUGGGGCAAGGAGAUACAAGCUCGUGCAUACUACGGAUACGGGAAAGCUCAUAUUUAUGUACAAUAGGAUACUUAAGAUCUGAUGUUUCAGUCGAGCCUUUGGGAAUCGAUUCACGUGAAUCAACACUCGGAUAUAACGUCCCCUGAAACGGACAGUUUGAGUUAUUUGAGAUAUGUUUUUAAAAAACGUAUGAAAGCUCGACGUUUUUAUGCAAGCUAGAAACUCGAAAGUGAGCUGAAAAAGAGCGGCAUUUUUUUCGUACGAUUUUAUCGUAGGCAUUACGAAGUAAUAGUUAGUUUUUUUUUUCACUUUUCAAUGAAAUCUCGUUCACAAGAUGAUCAACGCAGCGAUUCUCUUUUCGUAUGUCCGGUAAAUAUCGAAAAAAUGUCCUCGUGAUCGUUUUAGGAACUGAAAUGCUGCCCAAUAUUUUAUUUUUAAGAUCGACAAAAACCACGGACGUUAUUGUCGUUAGGGAGUUUGUUUGAACGGUACUCGGACUCCUUUAUUUACGUCAUAACCGCACUAAAUGUACUUAUCUCAUCCGUUCUCACCUCUACACAUUUCCCAAGUGAUAAAGCUACGUCCUAAAAUUAAUUGUAUCGAGCCAACGUCCGAGCCUUAGUUCACGGUAAUUCUUUUCGAUUACUCACUAAUUAUACACUAAAUGUAGAGAAUUUACGUUUACGGUAUAUCUUAUGGAUAUAAAUGUGAACUGGAAUGAGCGAAUGUGAUAGUGGGUCAUGACAUUCUCAGCAUGAAGCAAUUUCAGCAUGAAAUUUGUUGAAAAUAUUUGAAAAAUUUCAUACCAUCAAAUGAAUUUUGAAGCAUUGCAUUUCUCACGAAGAUUAUACGAUCUUUGAGAUCGUGCAACUUGUACGAAAGUUUAUAUUGUGGAAUAUACAACGAACUACUUUAGCAUUUUCGAUCAUUAUUUUCGGAUGGAAUCAACAGGAAAUAAAUCAUUGUAGGAUUCAUUUUUCCUCAAAUAUUUUAUCGUCGAAAAAAGACUAAAACGCUUUUCGAAUAACUGAAACAUAGACGAUUAAUGAUUCUCAGCUGAGCGUCCUCGUUGCCUGGAAAUCACAUUUGUCCGCAUUACAACGCGAUUCUCGAGUUCAGCUGAGGAACAUUCUUCUAGUAGUAUAUUUAGGUUAGAUAAUAUAUUUUUUGCAUUGAUUUUUUACGAUUACGAAAGCGUAUUCAGGCGCGGGGUGCGGGGGAGGGAGAUUCUUCCGUGGGUAACUAAACUGAAAAAUAAAUAUUUUCAAAAGUUAA